Molecule: messenger RNA, 1467 nt
Organism: Sclerotinia sclerotiorum 1980 UF-70
Lineage: Eukaryota; Fungi; Ascomycota; Leotiomycetes; Helotiales; Sclerotiniaceae
Exons: 3
Coding region: 1-1467 (488 amino acids)
Molecular function (GO): protein binding
Source: RefSeq, a predicted model, not a curated record
AUGACGCUACUGUUAAAUCUUCCUCCUGAGCUCUUCCAAAUGAUUCUGCUCCAGGCUGUACUCGUCCGCUCACCAACAAGAGCUUUAAGACUUAGGCUAGUAUGCAAGCAAUUCUCUCAGCAAGUUCAAUUUGUGCUUUUCCAACGGCAGCUAUUGGACGAGGGCCUUUUAGGGUCUAUGACGCGACUGGAAUGGAAUCAUUGUGAACGCGCCAAAUUCUGGCAUUCAUACUUCGUUCAGCGGACUUUAAACACCGAAAACCGUUCGCAUCUCAACUCUCAUGUGAUAAGCCGUAUGCGCAUGAUUGCGGAACGUAUCUGUGAGGAGACUGGCAUCGACCUCAAAACGACAAUUGAAGCUCUUUGUUGGCCAGCAAUGUACCAGGCACACCACUUCUCCGAUGCCAUUAGAGAAUCUGGACGAUUGUCAUACAACCUCGAGCGGGAUCUCUUGAGCGCUGCAGCGUACCUUAAUCUUGUUCCCGUGACGAGAAGGCUACUUCAAGCUGAUGAUUGCUUUGAAGACGGGAAUACAACCUUCUUUCCUUCACCUAUAAUUCUUGCCACGGUGGCAGGAAAUACACAUAUACUUGAACUUUUCCGAGAUUAUAUUCAUCAACACUCCCCUGAAUCGAAAGGAGUGGACAAUAGUGUUACCCGAAGAAUUUGGAAUCGAGGAAUGAUAGACAGCAUUGAACAACAAUUUAUCGAAGGUGCCGCAAUGCUAGACGAUACAAAAUUGUUGCGUUCAACUAUAUAUCCGACCAAUGGAACUCGCAUAACUGGGCCUAUGGAUCUGAGCACAUUCAAGGGGAUUCUUUGUGGUAAAGAUCGUGCACAUAGCGUUGAAGUAAACGAAUAUCUUGGGGACUUACUUGGAGAGAAGGCCAGUGUUCAUUCGAGUGCUUCUAUGCUGGGGAAACACGCUCGAAUAGGAAACAUUAAAAUGGUUCGAUUUCUCCUCGAUUCAGGCAUAGAUAUUCGUGGGAUUUCAUCCUGCGUACCAUUGGUUGAAGCUUGCCGUGGGGGACAAGAAAAAAUCGUAGAUCUCUUACUAGAGCGAGGUGCUGAACCAGAUUUUCCUCUCAAUAUCACAGCCUCCGAACUUAGAUCCUGGGAACAUAGGCUCGGUCAUGCGCCUAUUAGCUAUCAUAAGGAGACAUUUCAUAGUGCGAUGGGUAUGGCAGCUAAGGCGGGGAGUCUAUCCAUCGUUCAAAGGCUGAUCAAUCACGGUGCUCGUUUAAAUCAUCCGAUGAAAGGGGAUAUUGCAUUACGCUAUGCGGUCACAUACGAAUAUACGGAAAUAGUGCGAUUUCUUCUCGGAUCGGGUGUUAUAUCUUUAUACGCUAGACGAUGCAGUUUAAAAUAUGCAACCGAUAAAGGACUCGAGUCUAUGGUGGAGCUGCUGAAAUGUGAUCUUGCAGACUUUGAGGCUAAGAGAGUAGUCAAGGACUCGAAGACAUCCUGA